AUGAACCAGAAGGCCUCUGUUUCCAAGGAGCUCAACGCCAAGCAUACAAAGAUAUUGGGAGCACUUUUGAAGCACCCGGACAAUAAAGAAUGUGCAGAUUGUAGAUCAAAGGCACCAAGAUGGGCAAGUGUGAACCUUGGGAUAUUCAUUUGUAUGCAGUGCUCUGGAAUCCAUCGCAGCCUCGGUGUCCACAUUUCACAGGUAAGGUCUAUAACUCUGGAUACAUGGCUUCCAGAUCAGGUUGCUUUCAUGCAAUCUACUGGUAAUGCUAAGGCAAAUCAAUACUGGGAAUCAGAAUUGCCUCUUCAUUUCGAGAGAAGUUCAAGCGAUGCGUUUAUCAGAGCCAAAUACAACGAGAAGAAAUGGGUUUCACCGGGAGGGAUACAACCGGCUCCUAUAGCUAGCCAGCUAAGCUGCAAAGUUAGUCACUUGGUAGAGAGCGGAUAUAAGCCCGAAACUCCAAGGAAAGCAAGAACUCUUUCUCUUGAUGAAGAGAUCCUUCUUAAGCAUGUUCUUGAAGCAACACCUCCAGAAACAAGAACUCGAGGGGGUUCGGUAGAUAUGAAGGAGAAUAUGUAUAUUCUACCUCUACCAGUGGGGAUAGAAGUUAAGAAACCAAAUCAAAAGAAAGAGAUUUUCUCGAGCGAAUUGAGUCAUAACAGAAGAACCACCAUAGCACCACCUUCAAGCUGGGCUACUUUCGACUGUAAGGCCAAGACUCAUAAGUUUUCUUUUGUCUUUGUGUGA
This is a messenger RNA of Thlaspi arvense, 747 nucleotides long. The record is from the annotation of a GenBank genome assembly. NCBI's taxonomy places the organism in Eukaryota, Viridiplantae, Streptophyta, Magnoliopsida, Brassicales, Brassicaceae.